This is a messenger RNA of Cornus florida, 2814 nucleotides long. RefSeq names its product subtilisin-like protease SBT1.5. Gene Ontology annotation, molecular function: serine-type endopeptidase activity. The transcript has a single exon. The record is from RefSeq and is a predicted model, not a curated record. The coding region runs from base 219 to 2582 and encodes 787 amino acids. Gene Ontology annotation, biological process: proteolysis. Lineage: Eukaryota; Viridiplantae; Streptophyta; Magnoliopsida; Cornales; Cornaceae.
AUAUAUAUAUAGACACGCACUCGCAUACACAUAAAUAGGCAACAGGGAAUUCACCACUUAGCUCAACCUUAUGUAUCCACAGAACCACCUCAGCAACAAUAAAACCCCCAUCUCUCUCUUAGAGGGUUGCACACAGCCACAUGCCAGUAUACUGAUACAUACAUGUGUGUAAUUGUGUAUAUAUAACUAAGCAGAGCAAGCUCAAAGCUUUCACAAUAAUGGCGAUUUCUCCAACUUCUGCUCUCUCUCUUUAUCUUCUAUCUAUCUUCUAUAUAGUUUUGAGUUCAGCUUCUGCUGAUCACAAGACCUUCAUAGUUCGUGUUCAACACGAUGCUAAGCCCUCUAUUUUCCCAACUCAUAAGCACUGGUACGAUUCAUCUCUCAGAUCUCUCUCUUCCACCACCACCGCCGGUGAAGGCUCCUCAGAUUCCGGCGAAGCCAGUCGCAUCAUUCACACCUACGAGACCGUCUUCCAUGGCUUCUCUGCGAAGCUCUCCACAUCGGAGGUACAGACGCUCGAAUCUUUCUCUGGCAUCAUCGCUGUCAUACCGGAGCAGGUCCGACAACUCCAAACCACUCGAUCGCCGGAGUUUCUAGGGUUGAAGACCACUGACAGUGCCGGAUUGUUGAAGGAGUCCGAUUUCGGGUCGGAUCUGGUAAUCGGAGUCAUCGAUACGGGGAUCUGGCCCGAGAGGCAAAGCUUCAACGAUCGAGGCCUCCUUCCAGUGCCGACGAAGUGGAAGGGACAAUGCGUCGCCGGAAGGGACUUUCCGGCGACUUCUUGUAACAGGAAAUUGAUCGGAGCGAGGUUUUUCUGUAACGGAUAUGAAGCCACCAACGGGAAGAUGAAUGAGACGUCAGAGUACCGGUCGCCGAGGGACUCAGACGGCCACGGCACGCACACAGCGUCGAUUGCCGCCGGCAGGUAUGUGUUUCCGGCGUCUACUCUUGGCUACGCCCGAGGAAUCGCCGCCGGGAUGGCUCCCAAGGCGAGACUCGCUGCCUACAAGGUCUGCUGGAACUCCGGAUGCUACGACUCCGACAUCCUGGCGGCGUUCGACGCCGCCGUUGCCGACGGAGCAGAUGUCGUCUCCCUCAGCGUCGGUGGCGUCGUCGUCCCCUACUAUCUCGACGCCAUUGCCAUCGGAGCUUUUGGAGCCGCCGACCACGGAGUCUUUGUCUCCGCCUCCGCAGGAAAUGGCGGCCCGGGCGGCCUCACCGUCACGAACGUAGCGCCCUGGGUCACCACCGUCGGCGCCGGAACAAUUGAUCGGGACUUCCCUGCCAACGUCAAGCUCGGAAAUGGCAGAACAAUAUCCGGCGUCAGCAUAUACGGUGGGCCGGCGUUAGCUUCGGGCCGUCAAUAUCCGCUAAUUUACGCCGGAAGUGAAGGGGGUGACGGUUAUUCAUCAUCACUAUGUCUAGAAGGUUCAUUAGACCCAAAUGUUGUAAAAGGAAAGAUUGUGUUGUGUGACAGAGGAAUCAAUUCCAGAGCUGCCAAAGGUGAUGUAGUGAAAAAAGCCGGUGGAAUUGCAAUGAUUUUGGCUAACGGAGUGUUCGACGGCGAAGGUUUAGUCGCCGAUUGCCACGUUCUGCCCGCCACCGCCGUGGGAGCUUCCGGCGGUGACGAAAUAAGAAAAUACAUCACAGCGGCUUCGAAAUCCCGAUCACUGCCCACGGCAACGAUCGUUUUCAAGGGCACUCGGCUCCGUGUCAGACCAGCCCCUGUUGUGGCCUCAUUUUCGGCUCGUGGACCCAAUCCGGAAACGCCAGAAAUUUUGAAGCCGGACAUAAUUGCUCCGGGAUUGAACAUAUUGGCGGCCUGGCCGGACCGUGUCGGGCCCUCCGGCAUUGCAUCUGAUAAGCGCCGGACAGAAUUCAACAUUCUCUCCGGCACUUCAAUGGCGUGUCCUCACAUUUCCGGACUCGCCGCCUUGCUUAAGGCUGCUCACCCGGAAUGGAGUCCGGCGGCAAUAAGGUCGGCUUUAUUGACAACUGCUUACACAAAAGAUAAUCGUGGUGAAACUAUGAUCGAUGAAGCCACCGGAAAUUCAUCAACAGUGAUGGAUUUUGGUGCAGGCUAUGUCCACCCACAAAAGGCCAUGGACCCAGGACUGGUCUAUGAUUUAAAUUCCUAUGAUUAUGUGGACUUCCUCUGUAAUUCAAAUUAUACCACCAAGAACAUUCAGACGAUCACCCGUAAGAACUCCGAUUGCAGAGGAGCUAAGAGGGCAGGCCAUAUCGGCAACCUGAAUUACCCUUCUCUGUCUGCAGUGUUCCAACAAUAUGGCAAGCACAAGAUGUCCACUCAUUUCAUUAGGACGGUGACCAAUGUUGGGGAUCCUAAUGCAGUAUAUCAGGUCUCUGUCAGGCCGCCAACCGGAACAUUGGUGACGGUGCAGCCGGAGAAGCUAGCGUUCCGGAGGGUGGGUCAGAAGCUGAGCUUUCUGGUAAGGGUGCAAGCUGUGGCAGUGAAGCUAUCACCUGGGAGUUCAAGUAUGAAGAGUGGUUCUCUAGUGUGGUCCGAUGGGAAACAUGAUGUCACAAGCCCAAUAGUUGUCACAAUGCAAGAACCACUCUAAUUGAGUUUAGGGUUUUGAGUUCUUAGGGUUUUUGCUGUUUUUCAGCUACAGAGUUAAUUCUCUGUCUAUAUUAUAUUAUAUGUUAUAUAUAUUAUAUAUAUCUUGAGAGUGUGCCGUUUUCUAAUUCAGAAGGCGGGUGGAGUGGGUUUGUAGCUCAAGAGUGAGAGAGAGCGAAUCUUUGUUGUAAGAAUGUUUGUAGAAAUGUUGUGUAAUGAGAAUAGCUCUUGAAGAA